UUUAGAUACAGCUUUCAAAAUGGAAAAACUUUUUAAAAGUUUAAAGAUUUUCAUCAGUUUCAGAAAUAAUGCAAAACUCGAUACCCGGACACAGUUAUGCAGGUUGUUUUCAGCCCACAACACACCAUCGAAUUCAACGGCUGCCUUAGAUGGCAUAAGAGUAUUAGAUCUUACAAGGGUUUUAGCAGGCCCAUACUGCACCAUGAUCUUGGGUGACCUGGGUGCUGACAUAAUCAAAGUGGAGCGACCUGGCGCUGGAGAUGACACUCGUACAUGGGGGCCUCCUUUCUGUGGGUCAGAGAGUGCAUAUUUCUUAUCUAUAAACAGGAACAAAAAGAGUAUUUGUGUGAAUAUGAAAUCCAAAGAAGGUCAGGAUAUUCUUCAAAAGUUAGCCAGUAAGAGUGAUGUGCUAAUAGAGAACUACAUUCCUGGUACACUGGACAGAAUGGGACUGGGCUACAAUCAGCUCAAGGAGAAGGCACCAAGUCUGAUAUAUUGCUCAAUUACAGGUUAUGGUCAGCAUGGGCCAUACAAGAAACGUGCUGGAUAUGAUGUUAUAGCAUCUGGUAUUGGAGGACUUAUGCAUAUCACAGGACCUAUGGAAGGGGAGCCAUGUAGGGUAGGUGUGGCUAUGACAGACCUCUCUACAGGUCUCUAUGCCUAUGGAGCUAUCAUGGCUGCAUUGUUGUACAGGCAGAAGACAGGCAAGGGCCAGCACAUAGACUGCAAUCUGCUUGCCACACAGGUAGCAACUUUAAGUCAUGUGGCAUCCAACUUCUUGAAUGCUGGUAUUGAGGCCCAGAGAUGGGGCACAGGACAUGUUAGUCUUGUCCCUUACCAGGCUUUCAAGACCUCAGAUGAUAAGUACAUUACAGUAGGAGCAGGGAAUAAUGCUAUGUUUGCAGAACUUUGCCAGAGAAUGGACACAGAACAUUUCCUUGAGGACCCCAGAUACAAGGACAAUGAAGACAGAGUUGAGAACAGGAAGAUUUUACUCAGCUGCAUACAAGAAAGGUUUUCUGAGAAGAGCUUGUCUGAAUGGAUGGAUGUUUUUGAUGGCUGUGGCUUUCCAUAUGGCCCCAUAAACAACAUAGAGCAAGUGUUCAAUGACCCUCAGGUGCAGCAUUGUGAUCUGAUACAGGAGAUGGAACAUUCAACUGUAGGGAACAUCAAAAUACCAGGUCCAGCUGUUAAAUACAGUGAGAGCAAGACUGUUCUACAGGGUGCCCCACCUACCCUGGGCCAACACACUAGUGAGGUACUCACUAACAUGCUAGGCUAUUCCACAGAACAAUUGGAACGUUUAUACAAUAAUGGGACAGUGCAAUAAUUAUAUCAAGAGGAGGAAAAUGUGCAGUAGCCUAAUCCCAUAGAUAAGGAAUAACUUUAACUAAAGCCAAGUUCACACCAA
Molecule: messenger RNA, 1411 nt
Organism: Owenia fusiformis
Lineage: Eukaryota; Metazoa; Annelida; Polychaeta; Sabellida; Oweniidae
Source: the annotation of a GenBank genome assembly